Messenger RNA from Chrysochloris asiatica (Cape golden mole), 1005 nucleotides. RefSeq names its product G protein-coupled receptor 157 (gene GPR157). The record is from RefSeq and is a predicted model, not a curated record. Gene Ontology annotation, biological process: cell surface receptor signaling pathway; adenylate cyclase-activating G protein-coupled receptor signaling pathway. Bases 1 to 1005 code for a protein of 334 amino acids. Lineage: Eukaryota; Metazoa; Chordata; Mammalia; Afrosoricida; Chrysochloridae. Gene Ontology annotation, cellular component: plasma membrane. The transcript has 4 exons. Gene Ontology annotation, molecular function: G protein-coupled receptor activity.
AUGCCAUUGCCAGUGCCACCCACCGUGCUGGUGCCGUCGGAGCGCGCAGUAGUACUGCUGUCUUGCGUGCUCUCCGCGCUCGGCUCGGGCCUGCUGGUGGCCACACACGCCCUGUGGCCCGACCUGCGCAGCCGGGCGCGGCGCCUGCUGCUCUUCCUGUCGCUGGCCGACCUGCUUUCGGCUGCCUCCUACUUCUAUGGGGUGCUACAGGACUUCUCGGGACCUUCGUGGGAUUGCGUGCUGCAGGGCGCGCUCUCCACCUUCGCCAAUACCAGCUCCUUCUUCUGGACCGUGGCCAUCGCCCUGUACCUGUAUCUCAGCAUCGUGCGCGCUGCGCACUGCCGCGGUUCCGGCCGUCUACUCUGGGCCUUUCAUAUUAUAAGCUGGGGGGUUCCGCUGGUUAUUACUGUGGUUGCCGUCUUGCUGAAGAAGAUUGGCUAUGAUGCCUCGGAUGUUUCUGUGGGCUGGUGCUGGAUCGACCUGGAGGCCGAGGACCGCGCCCUGUGGAUGCUGUUGACCGGGAAGCUGUGGGAAAUCCUGGCCUACAUCACACUGCCUGUCAUCUACAUCCUCAUCAGGAAGCACAUCAACAGGGCGCACGAGGCUCUCUCCGAGUACCGGCCUAUCCUCUCGGACGCACACCAGCGGCAGCACGGCAUGUCUGUGGCAGAUAAGAAGCUGAUCCUCAUCCCUCUCAUCUUCAUCUGCCUGAGAGUGUGGAGCACCGUGCGGUUUAUCCUGACGCUCUGCGGCUCCCCAGCCAUGCACAUGCCAGUGCUGGUUGUUCUGCAUGGCAUCGGGAACACAUUCCAGGGAGGGGCCAACUGCAUCAUGUUCGUCUUCUGCACUCAAACUGUCCGGACUCGGCUCCUCUCUGUCUGCUGCUGCUGCUGCUUCUCCUCCCAGCCUCCCCCGGAGAGCCCGGCCAGCCCUCCCCAGACACAGGCCAAGACAGGAGACUCUCAUGAAUCCAGACGGACCCCAGUGGAGCUUCCAAGCACCUGA